AUGCCUGUCUCCCAUCUUACCCUCACGGUCUCGAACCUCCCUGCCUCAACGUCCUUCUUCCUUUCAUGCCUCCAGCCAUUGGGAUACUGUUUUAUGGGCCGCCAUGAAAACAACGUUGGAUUCGGCACAGAGCCAGGGAAGCCUGCGGAUUUUUGGAUUGCAGAAGAGAGGCCAGGUGUCCCAGCUGGAGCAGCACACAUCGCUUUCCCCGCUCCAUCCCGGGAUGCAGUCAGCGCUUUCUUCAUCGCGGCGUUGAAAGCAGGGGGCAAAAUCCACGGCGAGCCAUGCGUGCGAGACUCAGAGCGGAAUUACUUUAGCGCUGCAGUAAUUGACUUUGACGGAAACAGCAUCGAGGCCGUCCAUAGGAAUGAUGCUCCAAGCGUCGCUCCUAGUCGGAGAGGAAGCGUUGUGAACGAGAAAGUACUCUCUGUCGUCGAGAAUGGGUCUGUUGUAUCAAGACAUUCAACGGCUAAAUCGAGAGCUAUGACUGUUGCUGCAAAGUCGGAAGCUGGAUCUACUAUGACGGUGAGGAGAUCGUCGAAAUCAGUCAUGGCUCCGCAACAACAGCAACUACAACAGCAACCACAACAGCAGCCACGACAGGAACCACGACAAGAGACCAAUGUCCACUAUAUCGUCACCAAGGAGAAGAGUGGUGAUAAUCUGUCCGGCGCGAAGGCAGUGGUGGGCACUUUACUUGGGGCUGCCGCCGGAGCCGCCCUUGCAUAUGCUAUGGUUAAAGGAGACUCGCAGUCCCAGCAGGAAACUAUUACUCCCGUCACCACCACCAGAUACGUCGAGGCUCCUCAGUCCAGUCCCUCCAUCUCGGGUGGAGGUGCCUACCGCGGCCUUGAGUCUGGCCAGCAACAGGGGCAGAUUGAAGAUGGGUACGCCAGGAGCGCCGCAUCCAAGAAUCCAUGGGCUAGCACGGUGUUUGAUGGGCUAGAACAGACCAGCCGAAUACUUGAACAGGCCAAGAGCUUUACCGGUAGCGCUGCUGGAUUCCUACCCGCUGCUGGCUCUGCCGCCGGUUUAGAACGCCGUCCCUCCAGCGGCAGCACCUACAGCGCAUCAGGAGAGAUGGAAAUGCCCAUCCGCGCAAUCGAGGGUAUCCCAUCUGGCGAAGACAACCGAUCCGUCUACUCACGCACAUACCCUUACAACCCUAGCACGUUCAUAAGUAGCUUCCACGAUCAACCGGAACGUCGUGAUCGUGACCGUGGCGAUUCCGGCAGUGCUUGCAGCUCCGGAAGCUGCUGCUCACAGCGCAGAUCCAGCCAGGGUCAACACAUGGAAAGCAACAACUACUACGCUAAGAGCGUUGCCUCCAGUCAGGCAUCGACUAUUAAGCCGAAAUCUAACAAAGCGAAAUCGCAGUAUUCAAGUCAUUCGAGCCAUCACUCAAAACGCUCGUCUGCCUCCGCAACUAACGAAAGAGGAAUGCGCACCAUCGACGAGGAUUACGGGUAUGACUUCGACAUGCCUAGCGGCAGCGUGCAUUCCUCUACCCAUUCUGCACGCAACAUCCCUCUACCAGCCGGAACAGCCGUCUCGUCCUCCUCGAAAUUGUCUAUUCGUUCAAAACACUCCCACCACACCAGCCACAGCAAACACUCUUCUCACUCUCAUCAUGACCCUUCCUCGUCCCGCCGCUCAUCCACUUCCAGUCACCGAUCUGCGCACCAAAUCCCGCUCCCACCUAGCGUCGCCGGCGCCAGCACCAUCUUCCUUAAUGACGGCAUUGACGUAGACUCUCACGUCACUCCACGCCCACUGUUUGAGUCCGAGCGUGCAUCCAGAGCCUCAGUUUCGUCGAAGAAGUCGAAACAUAAACGCUCCAAGUCAAGCAGCAGGUCGAGCCAGGCCAGCGGCCUUACGAGUGGUGGAAGUAGCAAGUUCGACGACCCUGUCCUACCAAGUGACAGCGUCAGUCAGAUUGGGAGCUGUGUGUCGAAGAAGAGCAGCAGAAGCAGGCGAUAG
Messenger RNA from Arthroderma uncinatum, 1980 nucleotides. RefSeq lists its product as uncharacterized. The transcript has 2 exons. The record is from RefSeq and is a predicted model, not a curated record. Bases 1 to 1980 code for a protein of 659 amino acids. Lineage: Eukaryota; Fungi; Ascomycota; Eurotiomycetes; Onygenales; Arthrodermataceae.